UAGAGAGCGAGAACAAAAGAGAAAAGAUCAAAAACAUAGAACCGAUUUGAUCCCUAAAGUGGGUUCCCGCGCUUUUUCUCCUUCUCAUGAAUGGGAUCCCGUGGUCUCAGAGGCGAGAGAGAGACCGUGGGAGAGAUACAUGAGGUGAAUUGAUGAGUGUGUGUGUGUGUGAGAGAGAGAGACUAACUAACUGUGUGUGCACAAGUGCGUGUACGCGCAAGUGCGCGCUCUCGAAUCCGGUUCGCGUUUUGCUCGGAGCCUGCAGGGCGGAAUCGGACGCGUUCAGGAGACUCAUUCCGAACCUGGAGUCUAACUGAGCUUUGAUAUCAACCCCGAGUUGGAGAUUUAAAAGUCUGGAUUGUUUGUUCUGCUCGUUUCCGCUCCAGAUAUCCUGAGCUGAAAGAGAGAGAAACAGAAACAGAAAAUCAAGUGCAGCACAACUCGCCAAAAAGUCAAUGCUGGCCACGAUAGACAGGCACCGGAACACCGAGUGCACCCUGCCACACACACGGCCCAGCAGGCAAAGAGCUUAAUGCCGCUGACCUGGACUCCAGUCUUCCCAGAUCCUAAUCCGAUUGAGGUCCCAUUGGAAGUGCCGGACAAACAAGCCCGGUCCAUGGAGGGCCCAGUCCGGAACCAAAAGGGGAAAUGAUCACUGAUUAAUUCAGUCAACUCUAUUGUGUUUUUGGCCUGAAGUCAGUCUGCUAUGGAGGAAGAAAAUCUUUUGGACCUGGGUCAUCUGACUGAAGCGGAACAAACCAUCAUUUUAAAUGUGUUGCUGAGAGAUAGUGAAUUACACAACCUCGACGAGGGCCGAAUCAGCAAACUCAAACAAGUGGAGUCCGACCCUGCGCGCCUUCACUUCCUCACCGGCGCAUGGUUCAGCGAGCAACGAUCCAAGCGCUAUCAUAAACGAGGGGUCGAUGUCGUCCAAACAUCUAUACGCCGCAAAAAGAAGGAUAAAGAUUUGCCUGUGAUGUCAGUGUUUACAGAACAGAAAGAACAAAAAAAUUCAGCCCAGAAGCAGGAUAAGACCACGGAUGUGAACACUGCAGUCCUGGAGGAUGGAGAAGUCGUAGAAAAAGAAUCUAAAACAGGGGAAGAGAAAAAAGAGAGUGCCAACCACAGCAAGGCCCCCGAACCCCGACCAAGGAUCAAGCGAAGCACAAAGACGUAUACCGAAACGAGAGACGACACUUCAGAAAUUGAGCCAAGGGAGGUUACAGAAGGCAAGUCCUUAUUUAAACUAAAUGACCCAACAGGAAAUUGCAGACUUAUCUCUGUCCUUUAUCUGUCUUUUCUUUAUGUUUCAGGAAGUGUUGCAGAUUCAGAGGCCCUAGAGGACAGAUCACUGCAGAACACAACCUCGUCACUACAGGCUGACUCUGAUGGAGAUAUCGAUUCUGGCAGCACUGAACUGGAAUACAAAAGAUUCGGCUCGGCUAACAACUUGUACUCUAAUCAUACGCUGAGUGGCAGUAUGAUGAGCCUAUACAGCGUCGGGGAUUUUGGAAGUGUUACUGUGACUGGCCGGAUCCAGUUUGCCCUGCAGUACGACUCCAAAAGAGAGGAGCUUCUUGUGCGAGUGUGUCGAUGUCAGGAUUUGGCUCCAGCACGUAACAAGCACUCUGACCCGUAUGUGAAACUGUACCUCCUUCCAGAUAACUCAGCUCGUAGUAAAAGGAAAACCUCAGUAAAGAGGAAAACUCUAAAUCCCGUAUACGAUGAAACACUUAAGUAUAAAGUACGUAAAUCAGACCUGCUGGCUCGUGUCCUCAGUGUGUCGGUGUGGCAUAUGGAGCGUGUACGGAGGAACCUGUUCUUGGGAGAGGUGGAGGUGCCGCUCAGCCAGUGUGACUGGACCCAGAGUAAGCUUUCCUGGUACCCACUUCAACCCAGGGUACAAAUGAACCCUGAAACUGUCCUCAGCAGGGGAACCGUCUUACUAACGCUUAAAUUCAUACCGCCUGGCUCUGAAGACGGAGGGUUCCCUCUCACUGGAGAGCUACAUAUUUGGCUGAAGGAGGUUGUUGGACUCCUUCCCCCAAAACGCGGCACUCCAAGUAUCUUUGUUAAAAGUGUGGUUUUGCCAGAUGAGAGCGGUGUUAGUGGUCAGCAGACACGCGUUGUCUGUGGCUCGGUCAGUCCUGUAUUCAAUCACACAAUGGUGUAUGAUGGACUGCAGUUUAAUGACCUCAUACAGGCAUGUGCUGAAAUUACCGUGUGGAACUCAUCCAAGUGUCUUGGUGGCGUGCGCCUCAGCACAGGCUCAGGUGUGAGUUACGGUCAGAAGGUUUUCUGGAUGGACUCCACUGAAGAAGAAAUCAGUGUAUGGGAUACAGUCAUCCAGAAAUCCAACAACUGGGUGGAUGUCGCUCUCCCGAUCAGAACCAACCUACAGCAGCGCUGAGAUUAAAACAUAUUUGGCCCUUUCUAUUCAAUGCAUUGGUCCAGUAAUUUCCUCUUUUGAUCUUUCAUGAUCUUUCACACUAUGACAUUCUAAGUGUCACUGAGGCCUGGACCAUAUGCAUACAGUAUUUUUAAAAAUGUUUGUUUUUUUUUGCUUUGUUUACAAAAACAGUUGAUGUCCACAUGAAAAAAGGCUAACUUCAAUGUCAUGCUGGCCAAUCAGAGACCUGAAAAAGGUUUCAUCUGAAUGACAAUUAAUUUUGUCAUUUAGUCACAGUCUAACAUAAAACACAGGAGAUACAGUGCAUGGGACGUGCACACUUACUGUAUGUCCACACCUCAACACUGAAAACUGAGUUUCUAACCUUCCAGGUGUUGUCCAGACAGACAGUUUCCAGUUAUGUUAAACACAAAACGCCCGGAAAACAAAAUGCCAAGAUACAAAAAAAAUCCUAAAAAUACCCGUAUAUAUGUGGCCCAGGCCUUAAACGGUGUACUAUAAUAUGAUGGUGUGUCCAUUCUCAGAUUUUGUAAGAAUAUAUUUGUAAAAGAUAUAUUUUCAUAUGUAUAAUCUUAAAAGUAGCAAUAUCUAAAUACAGGGGAUUUGGAAAUCUCUCUGGACUUUAAUGCUGCAUCCUCAGAAAAUUAUAGUGGUGGGGAUCUGGAGUUAUCUGCUACAUUAAACCUUGUCUCAUAAAGUUUUUGGUCUCCUUACAAUUGACCCUCUUUUGUGCUCAGGGUUGGUGUGUAAAACAUAUGAUAAAUCUAAGUUGAAAUUAUGAACUUAAAAUGUGCGAAAAAAAAUCAGCUCUUGUUCUUUUAAACUUCUAAAGGCUUAUUCUCACCUUUAAACAAUAAAAAACAACAUAACUCA
This is a messenger RNA of Clarias gariepinus (North African catfish), 3283 nucleotides long. RefSeq names its product synaptotagmin-like 1 (gene sytl1). The coding region runs from base 707 to 2410 and encodes 567 amino acids. Lineage: Eukaryota; Metazoa; Chordata; Actinopteri; Siluriformes; Clariidae. The transcript is spliced from 15 exons. The record is from RefSeq and is a predicted model, not a curated record. Gene Ontology annotation, biological process: exocytosis; intracellular protein transport. Gene Ontology annotation, cellular component: exocytic vesicle; plasma membrane. Gene Ontology annotation, molecular function: small GTPase binding; neurexin family protein binding.